Messenger RNA from Oppiella nova, 495 nucleotides. The record is from the annotation of a GenBank genome assembly. NCBI's taxonomy places the organism in Eukaryota, Metazoa, Arthropoda, Arachnida, Sarcoptiformes, Oppiidae.
UAUCCUUUGAUUUGUAUUAAACUUGUCUUUAAAGUCACUUUUUAACUGUUGAUUAACUAUACAUUAAACAUGUAUUUCUGUAAACCUGAGAUGUUGGUCUUGAUGACAAUAAUAGUGAUCCAAAUGGUAGUCAAUAGCCAUUCGUCUCCAAUCGCACAAAGAUUUGUCGAUUACUUGCGUUCAACGGAUUUCAAUACUGAAGACAAUUUGUGCACAAAAGACCCAAACUAUCGGCAAAUGUGUGAGAAAUGUACGAAACUAUCGCGAAAUGAAUUCGUGUUCGCCUUAUGUUGUAUUAAUGACCAGGAAGUGGGCGAUUGGUGUCAAAAAUACAUCAAUUAUAGCAUCGAUUAGUCUCUAAUUGCACUGAAUUUAUGUAUUUAUCAAUUGUUUUCACCCGAAAUGUGAUCUUUUAUUUGUUUGCUUACAUAUUGUCGACAUGUUAUUACCAAUUAAUUACAAUUAUAUUUAAUGUGAUAUUUAUAUGACGAACAC